Molecule: messenger RNA, 1126 nt
Organism: Hypoxylon trugodes
Lineage: Eukaryota; Fungi; Ascomycota; Sordariomycetes; Xylariales; Hypoxylaceae
Exons: 1
Coding region: 407-793 (128 amino acids)
Source: RefSeq, a predicted model, not a curated record
CACCCACUAUACAAUGCCACAGGGCAUAUUUUACGAAGAUUUGUAUAUAAAUAGGCUGCCUCAAUACUGGGGAAAGCCUGGGGCUUAUGUAAUAGUUAGUCUACAGAUGAUCGGCAGCGAGAUCGUCACCAAGACAACAGUUGAAUCUACGGAACCAACAUCUCCAUACCUAUUCCUAAUUAAUCCAUAGCAUCCGAUAGACGCGUAUAAUAGACCUUUUAUCAAAUUCAUAUUUGUACAUAGCGAUAAAAUUAAUUUAAAGGAACCUGAUACGAAAAUAUCGUAUCUAGGACUCAAGCAAGGGGCUUCAAAUUUUGUACCCAAUAUCCACUCACCGUCGCAUCGUCGCACCGACGUGAGCAACUCUACCUAAGACGCGUGUAACACACCUCUGCUCAAUAUCACCAUGUUAGGUCAUUUCACACUACGCCAUAUUCCCCCGCUCUUCGUCGCCUGUUCGGCAACUUUCGGCGGGCUAUGGCCUCUGUUCAACGCGAAAGCUGCCAUGCUCGAAUUCGGUUUUCCUACGCACAUCGCCAAUUCGCCCCCGACGUAUCCUGUUAUGAUUACCCAAUCUAUUCGCACUAGCGCUUUGGGGCUGAUUAUGCUCACUUUUUAUUCUCAACAAAAGCUUGCGGAGGUUGAUACCGUUAUGGCUAUUAUGGGUACCUACCUCGGCGUCGCGGAUAGCUAUGCGCUAUGGGCUGAUAGCCGGGGCAAAGCUGUUUUCCAGCUUAUUUCUGGGCUUUUAAUCGGUGCUUGGGGGCUCGCGGGGUUGACUAAAGGACUUUGAGACUGCAUUCAUACCUGUUCCUCGAGUCAUUUGUUUUAUUUGGCUUGUAUAUAAUACCCACGGAAUUUCGAUUUGUUUUGCGUCGAAAUGAAUUCAUUACACACUCUUCCAGCUCCGUGGACGGCGAGAGAAUUAAGUAGAAUCACGAAGGCAUCUCUGUUCGAAAAAACUUUAUGUUCAGCACCCUCGCGGAAAAUAGUGAUCGCGGAUAGUAUAAGAGUAAGAAGCUACAACAGCGUCACCCGAUGGUUUCUGAAAACGGUUGUUGGAGGGUAAAAUCGUUGUUGCCAGAAUAAUAGUUAUUUUUGAAGAAUUGAUAGCCAAUCAGAAGCC